AUGUCAGUUACUCCUUAUUUUCGAAAAGCAAGUAUAAUAUCAGAAGUUGGAUGGGAAUUGCAAAGAGGGUUUUUAUCUAGUGAUCCUCCUUCUCCCAAAUCUCCCCAAAGAGCUGAUACUAGAUAUCUACCUUUACAACUAUGUUAUUUGAUUAGAAAUUUCAGGCAUAUUGAUUCUGAAAAUAGAACACUAGAGCUUCACUCUCCGGACAGUGUACAUGCUUGCGUGCUAAGAGCAUCAGAUGCCGCAGAAGCAGCAGCAUGGUUUAACACCUUGCAUUCUGCUUUGGCAGUUCUCACAGAAAGAGCACUUAAAGUGGCAUCCAAUGUAUUAACAAAUAUUUUAGGAGAAUUAAGACAUAUUGGAUGGCUUUCCAGAAAACCGCCUUCAUUAAAUGACAGGUGUAGUUCUGAAAGUAGUGAAGAUAACGAUAAAUGGCAAUCAAUUUUUGCUGCUAUUACUGAUAGAGAAUUAAGGCUAUAUGAGUCGGCACCUUGGAGUAUUGAAGCAUGGGCAGCAUCACUAGAAACUUACCCUUUACUUUCUACUAGAUUAGUUAGUUCAACUAGACAAACUGACUCAAUUGUUUUUAAUGUAAGAUGUGGCACAGGAGAAGGUGUUAUUACUCAUUUCCUCAGGGCAGAAACUCAUAGAGAUUUAGCUGCUUGGGCUAGAGCUCUAGUUCAAGGGGCCCAUCAAUGUGUUUCAAAUCAAAGAGAAUUAGUCUGUCGUUGCUUAUACCAGGGUCAACCUUGUCAAUUAAUACUUCAUUACGAGAAUGGUUUUAAAUUAAUCGAAAGGGGUAGUUUUUCAAUAUCAGGGAGAGAAGGAAGAGUAUUGUGGGCAUUUCCUUUUGAGAAAUUAAGAGCUUCAGCAGAUGAUGGGGCAAGACUACUAUGGUUAGAUUUUGGAGGAGAGGAUGGUGAAAUUGAAUUAGAUUUAGAAGCUUGUCCAAAGCCAAUGGUUUUUAUAUUGCAUAAUUUUUUAUCUGCAAAAAUACAUAGGCUGGGAUUAAUAGCUUAA
Messenger RNA from Pediculus humanus corporis (human body louse), 1023 nucleotides. RefSeq lists its product as uncharacterized. Gene Ontology annotation, cellular component: intracellular anatomical structure; dystrophin-associated glycoprotein complex. Bases 1 to 1023 code for a protein of 340 amino acids. The record is from RefSeq and is a predicted model, not a curated record. Lineage: Eukaryota; Metazoa; Arthropoda; Insecta; Psocodea; Pediculidae. The transcript is spliced from 7 exons. Gene Ontology annotation, molecular function: structural molecule activity.